AUGGGAUAUAAUUCUAAUUUAAUAGAUUCCAUAAAGAUAUCCUUUUCUUCAUAUUCUAUUGAAAAUUACUAUAAUGAUAAGAUUUCGGGUAAACACACCCUUUUGUAUAAGUCAAUUCGAGAGUACGAAGGAGAUGAUAUUCUUAGGCUGGAAUUGUACUUUAUUAACUAUUUGGAAAACAUUAACACGUCGGCGGACUUUAACGAGUUUGUAAACCUGGUUCGAGAGUGUUUCCACAAUAUCUCAGUGACGCAUUUCAGGUCGUACACAUUCGAAAACAAUUAUUCCAGUUUCAACUCAGUUGAACUCUGUAAACGUUCAGGUUUCGUAUCAAAAAAACUUAAGUAUCUAGACUAUUUUAAAGAAAGGACGUCGGCAGACCAGGCAUAUAGCUUUAACUGCUGGAACAAUAGGCUUUCGUACAUAUACGUAAUCCUGAAGCACAUGGAAAGUUUCAAUUUUGAGGAGCACUGCGAAGAUUGCAGAGCACUGUCGAACCUGAUGGAAACAUGUUCAACAAACAGGCUGCUCGUUUUUUUCAGUCUAGUUAACAAGACGAGGAUUUUGGAGAGUCUGCUCACCAGCUUGUUUGACCAGAUAGCAUCCUCGUACUGGAACUAUGAGCUGCUGUUGGUGUCGUUCUCGAACUCGAUUUUGAAAACGCUGGUCAGCAACUACGUGUUGGCAUAUCAAUCGCACGGGGAUCGGUACACGAUGGCAAUUGGAAUUCUCCACUCGUUUCUGGAAUCCAAGAACAACUACCUGGACCUGCAAUAUCCGCACUCGGAGUCGUUUCUGAGGGUUUUGGGUAGUUUCGCAAUGUUUGCAUGUGUCAGUUUCACGCGAGUUCAGAAUGUUUCGCUGUAUUAUUCGAACCUGGUUCUGCUGACGGACGACGAGAACAUCACUUUCACGAAUCUGUUCAUGUCGCUGAUUGUGAAUCACAUAGUCAAGGCGUGCACAGCAAAGAAGACGACAAAUCACCCGUACAGUGGGAAUUUUGGGCUGAAGAACCAGUCGCAGGCAGAGUGUAUAUACCUGAAGAUAUUUGUGGAGUCGUUCAUAAAGGCAUUCGCGGAGCAGUUGAACAGGGGAGGAGAGCUGGCUCAGAAAAUUUCGAACAUAAACGCCUUUUUGGAUGCGGAGACGUACAGCUUCCUGGCAAAUUUGAAGUUUAAAACAUACUAUGACGAAGUGGAGCAGUUGGAGUACAGAGUGGGAGUGGUACUGCUGUACAUGAUAGCCCUGCACAACCAGAUUUCGAACAUACGAGUGGCAGAAGUGUCGUACAUGAGGCUGAUAUACAGCCUGCCCUGGUCGCCAGCAGUGCAGUUUUGUGCGACUGACGAGAAGCUGAAGUACAUUCUCCCGGACUUUAAAAAGGUGGUCAUGGAGAGCUUCGGAACGGAGAUAUACAUCUGCAACUGCACAAAUUACUCAAUCAAGUACACGCUGAACGAAUUCACAACCUCGUUCCUGAGACGUCACCUGAAGCUGAAGGGCCACGACGAAUACUACACUCGCAUGUUUCAGUUCUCAACGUUCAUGUCAAACUCGCUGGCAAUGAUGGACAGGAAAACCGUUAAGUCGCACGUAUUCUCAUUUAGGGCAGAAGUAAUGUACAACACAAUAACCAGGGUGUUUUUGAAGUCAGAAGUUGUUAUUUGUAGAUUAACGAAUCAAAGAUUGUUCAAUCAGUUGAGCAAUGGCAACGGAGAGGUACGCUUAGAUCACGUCAGUAAUGGUAUGUAUGUGCAGGAAAAUAAAAACAUAUCGCAUCUUAUCGAGUGGAAGUGGAUCUCAGACUACCUGAGAGUGUCGUAUCUCUACAACAAGUCGGUAUGCUACCUCGCAGUGUUGGAUUCACUGAUCACGUGCUUCAUUGCGGAGAGUUCGGGAGAAACUGCAAAGUUAUCGCUUAACGACAUAUAUUUGUCGACCUAUGACGCAGACACUUCCCUAAAUCAUCAGAGAGAACUGUCAUCGAAUUUUCUUUCACUUAAUCAGAAUCCGCUCAACUUGGUGCUGAGGGUACCGGUAAAUGUGCUAGUGCAACUGUUUAAGUUCAGGUUGUUUGGGAACCUGUUGAUUCUACUGCUGUCAAAGCUCAAUAAGUACAUAUACGAGGGGAUAUCAAGUUUCAUAGCCUCAACGUCGCUUCAAAUAGAUUUCUUUCAGCUUUCAGCCCUUCAGUCGGUCUCACUGAUAAACAUCAUCACGGAACUGUGUAACAAGUCCGACAAGGAGGCGGUGAAGCAGCUGAGAAGCGUAGUGUUCACAUUAUUAUCAAUGAACCCCAACGCGUAUGAAAUACUUAUGAACUCGGGGCUGCCUAGUUAUCCGAGUACGAGAUUCGUUCAUGACCUGUUUGGCCACGAGUUGGCGCUGAAGCCCCUGGUGGAGAACUACGCAGGCAUGCUGAAAUCUUUGAAGGGCUAUUCAGAAUGGGAUAAAUCGGCGAUUUCAAUAAUAAGGGACGCUGAGAACAUCGGAAGGUCCCUGGAGCCGCUCAACAAACACGAUGUCGCUCUAUUCCAUCUCUACAGUAUCCACCUAAUAGCGUUGGAAGCAGAAUCUCCGAAGGAAGCCGGUGACGUUUCAAGUACUGGCACCCUGAUAGAGAGUGUGAUAAGAGCAUUUUGGGACUUCGUUGGUAAUGACCCAAGUAACUUAAUGACGUUCUCAAUAGAUGCUUUAGGUCUUAUUUCAUCCACUUUUUUCAACACUGCCAUCGCAAUAAUAAUAAAGCUGCACUAUUUGUAUCCGCAGUUUACGAAGAAAUCCACAGGUACGACAAUGCAAUGUGCAACGGAUAUCUUCAGAAACCGUAUCAAAUCUCAUGAACAGGGACGAUAUUACCAUGGAAGAAAAGACCAUACUAGAGUACGGCCAAUAUCGAACUAA
Messenger RNA from Theileria orientalis strain Shintoku, 2904 nucleotides. RefSeq lists its product as hypothetical. Lineage: Eukaryota; Apicomplexa; Aconoidasida; Piroplasmida; Theileriidae. The record is from RefSeq and is a predicted model, not a curated record.